Molecule: messenger RNA, 1209 nt
Organism: Bacidia gigantensis
Lineage: Eukaryota; Fungi; Ascomycota; Lecanoromycetes; Lecanorales; Ramalinaceae
Exons: 1
Coding region: 1-1209 (402 amino acids)
Source: RefSeq, a predicted model, not a curated record
AUGGUGAAGGCUACCAAUUGCUUACGGCGAAGCUAUCCGGGAGUUGUGCAACGAUUUCAGGCACGAGGGGCUAAUAUACUUUUUUUAAAAGGAAGCCUUCGACGCUCGUAUGCGGCUCAAGCUGUUGCUCAUCUACCUAGCGAGCUGCAGCAGAAAAUAGUUGAAACUCCAGAUUUGCGUACUCAUCGCUCACCAAUCACCAAUGGCCGCAUUGGCAGUGACAUAUAUACGCAAUUGAACGAAGCUGCCGAAGUCAUUCAAACUACCACCGUACCAACCGAGAACGCAUUGCUCGACGCACUGCGCUCAUGUCAGCAGCUAGCUCAGGCCGUCUCAUCAGAAUCUGCACUGAAGAAGCAAAGAUCAGACAAGCAAUCGGAGGGUUCAGCUUCGCGAUCAUCUCCUAUCGUCGACCUGUCAAUAAGACAGUCUAGUCACAGCCAGCGGGAGUUGCUUAGGGACAAGAUUACAGACAUGGCAUAUCGAAUCGUGACAGAUCCAAAAACAUUCAUGUCUCCAUCUAUACUUGAAACCUACGUCUCUACGCUAUGCACGCUCCAUCGUCCGCAGUCUUUUCCAUACAUAUUUGAUCUAUAUGCUGUCAAACCAAUCCCGAAUCCUGGUACGUCCCCCACCACCUACUCUGAAGCGGACCCAAACAGCGUCAAGGCUGCAGUGCCUCUACAAGUCGCAAGUGCUGCGCUAGAUGCGGCCAUCGAAAGCAGAGACCUAGCUUUAUGUCUUAGCGUCAUCUCAACAACAGUGUCUACGCAGGCAUAUAUUCGCAAUCGAUGUUUGCGAAGAGCGGGCCCGGCUGUAACGGCGGUUGGAACUACGCCUCUUAUUUCAUACCAACUUGCAGUGGCGUGGGCAGACUAUUCAGACAGACUUGAACCGGGCUUUGCAUUUUGGAUGUCAUUUGCAUGCUUCAUGACCUUUUUCGCCUCGACUUCGGUAACUGGAUACGUGGGGGUGACUACGGCGUAUAAUUCGAACCGGGUCGUCUGGCGGUCAGGAACUCCUUUGCAUCGAAGAUGGACGCGCAAACAAGAGAGAGAAUUUGCGGAUCGGGUCGCUGACGCGUGGGGUUUCCGCAGUCAUCUGAAGCGAGGAGAGGAGGAAGGCGAAGAGUGGGCGUUCUUGAAAGAAUGGACAAAAGAAAGAUCAAUGCAUUUGGAUAAGCCAGAGCUCAUGGAGGGCAUGGAAUGA